Molecule: messenger RNA, 4408 nt
Organism: Liolophura sinensis
Lineage: Eukaryota; Metazoa; Mollusca; Polyplacophora; Chitonida; Chitonidae
Product: solute carrier family 49 member 4-like
Exons: 12
Coding region: 943-2310 (455 amino acids)
Biological process (GO): transmembrane transport
Cellular component (GO): membrane; intracellular membrane-bounded organelle
Molecular function (GO): transmembrane transporter activity
Source: RefSeq, a predicted model, not a curated record
CCGAGAUGUGGUCAGGUACCUAUAACCCGAGGUGUGGUCGGAUACCUGUAGCCCGAGAUGUGAUAGGGUACCCGCUGCCCUAGAUGUCUUAGGGUACCUGUAGCCUGUACGCUUGUGCCCCAUGGUGUGGUCGGGUAAUUUCUGGUCAUGUAUCUGAAUUCUAGAUCUGGCCGACCACCUGUAGAUCAAGAUAUGGUCGGGGAUCUGUAGAGUGGCGCACGGUGGGAUAUCUGUAUCUGUAUCGGUCGGGAACCUGUAGCACGAGGCCUGUAGCCUGCAUGGGGACGUGCAGGCAGCAUUAUGAUGGGAGGAAACCGAGUAAAAAUCAGGGAAAACCCACAGCCAACCGGAAGAGCACUGACAGACCUUCCCACGCACCACCGCAGAGGAGUGGAUGGAUCCAACACCUCUUCUCGUGACAACGGUACUUCAUUCCAUUCCCGGUGAAAGCAAAUGUGACGCCAUGACGUCACAGAAAGAUUGAACAUUUGUAACCAAUGUGUGGGACAUCCGCUUAACCUGUUUGCAACAAUAUUGCUUACAAUUGCUCAGUUGCGUGUUCUUGAUUUACGGUUCGGAAAGGUUAAGCCAGCAUGAGCUGACCUUGAACUCACAGCGACCGCAUUGGUGAGAGGCUCCUGAGUCAUUGCGCCACUAUGGCACGCUGUCCACCUCGGCCACAGAUGCCCCCUGCAGCGUUAAGAAGCUGAACAUGCUGAAAUAUAGCGUUAAACAGCUGUGCAUGCUGAACAACAGGUUUGGAGUAAAACACCUACAUUUAUCUAGAUGAAAGGUUACUCGAGCAAACGUUCAUGGAGCAAAGUUCGUGAUAUGAUUAGGUUCAAGUGAUUUAAUCUUGUGAGGGAUACAAAUACCACCGUAUACACUUAUAUACACUUAUACGCUUAUAUAUCAGCAUGGCCCGCAGCUGAGGUAAACCCAAUGUCUCAUGUACAGGUCUCCCCUGACUCAGUCCCACAGCAGGGUCGGGAUAAAACCCCACUUAGAACGUACAGACGGCGGUGGUACGUUUUGGCUGUCUUUUCCGCCGUGACGUUUGCACAGGGCCUGGUGUGGAAUACUUGGGGACCGUUGGCCGACUCCGGCAGACUGAUAUUCGGCUGGACAGGCGCUGAUGUCGCCUUACUAGCUAACUGGGGCUGUAUCAUUUACCUAGUCACGUGUGCUUUCUUCUCCUAUUUGAUGGACACAAAAGGCCUCCGUGUAGCUGCUGUGUCCACGGUGAACCUCGUCUUCGUGGGAUCCGCCAUUCGCUGCCUCACUGUGGUUAUAGGCAUGAAAACAUGGAUCGUCCACCUUGGACAAGCUGUCAACGCAUUAGCAGGACCCGUCUGUUUCGGGGCCCCUCCUCUCCUAUCGGACGUCUGGUUUCCGAUUCACGAGCGAUCAACUGCUACAGCAAUCUCUGUCAUGUCCAGUUAUUUUGGAGUGGCAAGUUCCUACAUCUUAGGUAUCACUUUUGUGCAUGGGCCAGAACACAACAAUGGGACAAACUCCAGCUAUGCUGUGGGUGAAGUAACCGGUGAUGUCUCUAUACAAAGGUCAGAUAUUGAGAGACUUUUAUUCACAGAGUGUGCUUUGGGCGGAGUUUUGUCUAUCCUAGUUUUGACCUACUUCCCGGCCAAACCUCCUUCUCCACCCAGCGUCAGCGCUUUCCUGCCACGGGCCAACUAUCGAUAUCUUAUCCCUCGGCUCCUAAGAAACUGCCAGUUGUGGUGUAUUGUCGCUGCAGGAGGCCUGGCCAGCGGGAUCUAUGGCACCUGGUUGUCUCUGCUCGACACUAACCUAGGGCCGUUUGGUUUCACUCAGAGGGAGGCUGGUCUGCUUGGGGUUUAUUCUAGCUUGGCCGCUUGUGUCAGCGCAGUCAUCAUAUCCAGGUUUUCUGAUAAAUUCUCAAGAGGAUUGAAGUUUAUGUUGAUAGGUCUUUCAGCGGUAGGAACAUUGUCCUAUCUGAUGUUUUCAUUGCUCUGCCAAAGGACAAUAGCAUACUCAGCAGUGUUCGUAUACAUAACAUGUAUACUUGGCGGAAUGGUUGUGAACGCCGCCAUCCCUCUCUACUAUGAGUUUGUUUGUGACUGCGGCUAUCCGCUACCAGAGGGAGCCUCCGCUACAUUUUUGACCAUCUUUAACAAUGUAGUGGGCUUCUCUUUCUACAUGAUACUGCAGAUUCCAGCAGUGGGGACGGAAUGGAUUAACUGGACGCUGGUUGGGGCUGUGGCCGCAGGCAUGGUUCUUCUGUGGCAGACGAAAAACACAUAUUCCCGCUCAAAAAUUGACCACGGAACUUAAACUCCCAGAUAUCAAUGUAACAACCAUCAAUGUACAAAAAAAAGUAUAAUCUUUAUCUAUUAGCGACUGGGCCAUACUGCCAUUAUUCAGCUUUCUGUAAAAUCAGUCUUACUCGCUGCCUAAAUUGCCUUCAGUCAGUGACAAGUAACAACACUCACUCUACACGUGGACAUGUUGAAAGUUCAACGUACAGCGACUCCAGUUACGUAAACUGCUAUCGAUUUAACUGUAAACCCUGUUACUGACACUAUCAAAUUUGAUAUCGUUUACAGCUUUUAGUAUCAUAUAACCAUAAUAAAUGAAAUUUAUUUUUUCUGUUGGAGUGUAUGAUCUCACGGCAGUAUAGAUUUAGGGAUGAGUGUUGGGGAAUUAAAGCGAUGUAGUCUAUUUGCAGAGACAGUGGUGUAGGCUGUGUUACUGCAUGGAGUUUGUUCUAAUCUCUUGUUGGUGCAACCAGUGUAAAACAAAUUACUCUCCACUUCCAUUGUCCAGCACGUAACUGGCUUUUGAGUAAUUAUGGCGUCAUCCGAAGCAAUGAGUUUUUGGUGUCGAAACUAAGCCUGUGGAGUUUAACAUUAUGACUGAGUGAGUGCUUGGGGUUUAACGUCGUACUUACCAAUUUUUCAGUCAUAUGACGACGAAGGAAUCCUUAGAGUGCAUGUAAUGUGCCUCCUUGUUGCAGGACGGAUUUCCACCGCUCUAUUUUCUAGUACUGCUUCACCGAGACGCCUUACCGAAGGCAAGCCGCCCCGCCCGAGCCAUUAUACUGAUACGGUUCAACCAGUCGUUGCAUUAUCCUCUUCAUGCUGAACGCCAAGCGAUGAAAUUACAAUUUCCUCUUUUAGGUUCUUAGGUUUAACAUUAUGAAUUAGAAAUAAUAUGUUGACUGCAUUUUCUUUGUAAUAACAUAGACGUCCAACGGAUCAGUGUGUAGAACUUGUGACUGGCUAAAGGCAAUUUUGUCAGCGAGUAUGUUUGAUUUUAAAGACAACUGAAUAUAAGCGACUCGCUAAAAGAAUUAGACUAUAAUUUCAGUUGCGCCUUUAAACAACAGCUUAUACAGACAUGUUUAAUUUCAUGAGUUGCAUGUCAUAUUUUUUGUCUUGUAUUAGAUAUUCACUGUGCUUACUGGUCUCACUGAAAUGUUGAAAAUUAUUUUCUUCUAGCAAUUAAUAUAAUUGCAUGCCUAUGUAAAUUAGGGCUUACGGAUAUGGGAAUGGCCUAGAUAAAAGCCUAUUAUAUACUACCGCGUUGAUUUUUAAAUGGAACUAUAUGUGUACAGUGCAUAAUUAUAUGUAAGUUUGCUUAACGCUGCUUCAGAAUAUUUCACUUAUAAGACAGUAAUCAGGUGUAUGGGCGCGAAACGACAGGUAUACAGUUCCUAAAAUGCCACUCCAAUAUGGCGUAUAGUAAGCGUAUGACAGUGUGCAUCACAUGUGCAGUAAAAGUUUGUCAGUAACUUACCAAAACUAUAUGUAGGUGCUUUUCACCAGACGCUCCGGUUUCACUCACACAUUACAUGAAGUCAUGUCUAAGUGAAAAUACUGGAUUGAGGCUUAGGUGCAGGAGAUAACAUAUGAUUCAGUUCACGUCUAAUACAUCACAAGCUGUUAAAAGGUACUUGUAAAUAUGAUCUUCAAGAUUUCAUUAAGGACUCAAGGGCAUUUGAAAAAAAAUGCUACAGGACUAGUUAGUGUGUUAGACCACCUUUUAGGUUAAUUAAAACCUGACACGUUUAUGGCGUAAAACGAUAUAUCCUCUAAAUAAGUACAAUAUGCGGGCCUUAUGAAUUUAUUUUUGCUCCAGAUAAUUUUUCAAAACAAAUGUGUUAAGCCAAAAUAUUAUGCACAUUUAUAUUCUAAUAUAUUUAUUUAUCAUAAUUCAAAUGUAAAACAUGUGUUUGGAUAUAAACAGUAAAGGUACAUUUAAAUAAAUGAUGACUCAUGAGUGCAUGGCAUCUUCAAAAUAAGCGUUUUCUGUGUGAUUUUUUGUAUGACUGCGGGCUGUCAUGUUUUCAGUGCCUUAAUAUAACACUUGACACACCUGUAAGCAAUACAACUUAACCGCAUCAAACCAAUCGAAAGUUAGAGGACAUUAG